UUCGUAUUUUUUCAACGGAUUUUCAAUGGCAAUGUGUGCGAUUACGAGUGCACCUCAGUGCUGCGCGGCAUUCCGGAAGAGAGCCUCCCCGAGCUAAACGACAAUGUUGCUCCAGCUCAUCGUCUUCAUGCUGUCCACAACAACAGUCCACCCUGCAAUGCGUGCCAAUUUGCAUCCAACAAUGCCAAUCCGCUUGCCAAACUCCACAAUGUGCUCAAUCUUGUGCUCCAAGCUGCAACCAACAAUGUGGUGCUAGCCAGCAAAUUAUCCUCGUCCCACAACAGCAAUCAUGCAAUCAAUGCCAACAAUCCUGCAGUAGCUCGUGCUCCACCCCAGUGUGCCAAAGUACCUGCCAAGCCAGCUGUGCCCCAUCAUGCGGAGGUCAAGCACCACCUCAGGUAA
Molecule: messenger RNA, 402 nt
Organism: Cylicostephanus goldi
Lineage: Eukaryota; Metazoa; Nematoda; Chromadorea; Rhabditida; Strongylidae
Source: the annotation of a GenBank genome assembly